UGCUCCAUCUUUUCGUAGCUGCGCUGACAUUGUGAUAGCAAUUUAAGCUGUUCCUUCAUCGGAUUUAACCAUGUUACCUAAGUCACCUCUUGGGAUUGCUGCUGCCGGUGUAGGGAUAUGUUUUUUAGGUUAUUGCAUUUAUUUUGAUCACAAAAGAAGGAGCGACCCAUCAUUUAAACAGAAACUUCGUGAAAGACGAGAGAAGCAGCGUCAGAAUGCCAAAAAACGACCUAAUCCACUUCCUCCAAUGAAUAGCCCUCUGGAAAUGCAGAAAUUUUUCUUACAAGAAGUUCAUAACGGUGAAGAAUUAUUAGGUCAAGGCGAUAUUAAUGGAGGAAUAGAGCAUCUCAGUAAUGCUGUUGCUGUCUGUAGUCAGCCUCAUCAGUUGCUCCAAGUACUACAGCAGACACUUCCAGGCCAUGUAUUCCAGAAGCUAUUAGAGCAACUACCAACUGUAACACAACGUUUUGCAGAUAGUAACUCAGCUGAAUCCUCAAGCAAAGUGACAGAAGAGGAACUGGAAUAAGUUAAACCUCAGGAAUUUAUAUUUGUCUUCUCUGUUAAGCAUGAUGUUUGUGAACCAUACAAACCAAAUGCACACACUAAUGUGAAAAAAAUAUGUACCCCAAAAAAACAUUGCUGUAGUAGCCAUUGGCUAUUUAUUAUCUAUCUAUUCAUCAUACCUCCUUCAUGAAAUAACUUGAGGUAACUCAGUUAUCAUAAAUCAAAUAUUUGUUGACAUGCUGGCCAUAGCAUUUCUAAACCUUUUGUCUAAGAAUAAAAGACUUCACAAAUUUGA
Molecule: messenger RNA, 799 nt
Organism: Octopus bimaculoides (California two-spot octopus)
Lineage: Eukaryota; Metazoa; Mollusca; Cephalopoda; Octopoda; Octopodidae
Product: mitochondrial import receptor subunit TOM20 homolog
Biological process (GO): tRNA import into mitochondrion; protein import into mitochondrial matrix; protein targeting
Cellular component (GO): mitochondrial outer membrane translocase complex
Molecular function (GO): transmembrane protein transporter activity
Source: RefSeq, a predicted model, not a curated record